AAUCUAUCAUUAAGAAACAUAUGUACAAAAUAUGGCAGGAAAACUGGGCCAUCACAAUCACAGGGAGACAUUUAUAUAACAUACAACCACAAAUCAAAAAGAGUGAAACACGGGGCAGGAAUAGAAGAGAAGAAAUUAUCAUAACACGACUCAGGAUAGGGCAUGCAGGGCUUAACCAAACGUUACAUAAAAUAGGGAAGCAUCCGACAGGCCUGUGCUCAGAGUGUUCACGGUUAUAAACAGUUCAGCAUGUAUUACUGGAGUGCAGUAAGUAUAAGGAGGAGCGAAAGAGGGUGAGGCAAAUGUUGCAGAGAGAAAAACAGGAGUUAACUUUAGGUAGUCUUUUAGGGAGUGCAUUACAGAAAGGAUUAGGUGUUCUAAUGAAUUAUUUGACGGUAACGGGGUUAGGAAAUAGGAUAUAGGUUUUGUUUUUGUUUUUGUUUUGUUUUUUCUGACCAUCUCUUGACUCACACUCCAGUCCAGUAGGUGGCGGUAAAUGCACCUAAAAGUUGGUUGCCAACCGCCAAUAAAAAGAACGAAAGAAAGAAAGAACUCGUCCUGAUAGGCUGUGGGAUACAUGGGAGGGGCUGCGCAGAAGUUUUCCUGCAGCUACAACUCAACAAAUCUCAAUUCUCAGUGAGGUGGUGUCUUCAGAUCAAGAAAAACUACAACUUUCAGCCUGACAAAAUGAUUUGGAGAAGAAAACUUUUGACGCCUGCAAUGUUUUUGAUCAUUGUGAUGAAAGUCUUCACUGGUCACACUCUAACAUGUCAUCCAGCAGAAUAUCAGAUAGGGAAUGAAUGCUGUCCAAUGUGUCCUGCAGGAAGUCGAGUUAAAACUGAUUGUACAGAGUUCAGAACGACAUCAUGUCUGCCCUGCCUCGAUGGAACAUAUGUGGAAAAACCCACUGGGCGGAAAAAUUGUUUCGACUGCACCAACUGUGAUGAAGGUUUGGGUCUGAAGGUAAAGACAUCAUGUACAACAACAUCAAAUACAGUUUGUGAACCACUGGAGGGAUUCUACUGUAUUGAUCCAAGAGGGAACAACUGUGUAGCAGCACAGAAACACACAAUCUGUCAUCCAGGACAAUACAUCAACCAAAAAGGAACAGCCUUCACAGACACUGUGUGCUCUGACUGCAGCGCUGGAACAUUUUCAGAUGGAACAUUUACAUCUUGUCAGCCACAUUUUCAAUGUGAAUCAAACCUUCAAGUGAUAAAACCAGGAACUUCUUCUACUGAUGCUGAAUGUGGAGAAAAACGUUCAAAUGUCGCAGCAAUUGUGGCUAUUGUCUGUGUUUUAUUUAUUUUAUUAAUAAUUGCUGCAGUAGUUUAUUGGUUUUGCUUCAGAAAGAAGAAAAUGUGUUACAGACCAGAAGAAAAAAACACAAAUCCAGUCAUUUUCAGUCAACCUUCGUUAGAAAAUGGAGAACUAUCACCAUCAGAGACUGUUCCUAUGAGAAUAUCACCAGACUAAAACCAUCUGCAGGACAACAGGUAGGACUCAGAGUCCUGCAGAGUAAAAGUACUUCAGAGUCCAGUUUUAAUCCAUCUGGAUGCUGACACAUCGUCUUUGCAGUUUACUGAAGUAAAACAACAGUGAGCUGAGUUUCCUGCUUCCUGCUGGAUCUUUGUCUGACUACAGAAAACAAAGUUUCUCUGGAAUACAUCCAUCCAUUCUCUAUACACCGCUUUAUCCUCACUAGUGUCGCAGGGGGUGCUGGAGCCUAUCCCAGCUGACUCGAGUAAAGGCAGAGGACACCCUGGACAGGUCACCAGUCUGUCUCAGGGCUACAUAUACAGACACACAAUCACACUCACAUUCACACCUACAGACAAUUUAGAAUUAUCAAUUAAUCUCAGCAUAUUUUUGGACUGUGGGAGGAAGCCGGAGUGCCCGGAGAAAACCCACACAUGCACAGGGAGAACAUGCAAACUCCAUGCAGAAAGAUCCCAGGCCCACCCCGGGAUUCAAACUGGGGAUCUUCUUGCUGCAAGGCGAAAGUGCUAACCACUAUGCCGCUGUGCAGCCCCUCUGGAAUACAACAGAUGGAAAAUAAAUUUAUAGACUCACUGACUCCAUUGAUCUUCUGCUCACAGUUGGAGCAACUUCAGACUGAAGCUGGACUUUAAAUGAGGACAAACUGCUGGAACAGAAGAUAAUGUGACUUUUUCUGAAGCAUGAUGGACUAAUGGCUGCCAUGAGGUGGAAGAUUUUCUGAACAACUGACUGUUUUAUGAAGCUGCACAGGUUGUAAAUUUAAACCAGUUUGUGGUCAACAGCACUACAGUUGCAAUCAUUUGGGUUUUUUUUUCAUGUUUUUGCAGUUUCUGUUCCUCAGUUUCAUGCUGUCAGUUUCUCUUUCCAAUUGAGUAUACAUUCAGUUUGCUUUUUUGUGUAAAUAUUGUACAGAUUUCCAUCUGCAGAUGGAAAUUAGCUUAAAGCUAACUGUGGAGCAAUGCAUCAAAUGGAAACAUUUAUGUUUAAUAUUGUACAUGGUCCCUUUUUAAAUAAACUGAUAAUAAUAAAAAGA
Acanthochromis polyacanthus (spiny chromis) is the source of this 2533-nucleotide messenger RNA. Its product is annotated as tumor necrosis factor receptor superfamily member 14-like. NCBI's taxonomy places the organism in Eukaryota, Metazoa, Chordata, Actinopteri, Pomacentridae. The coding region runs from base 688 to 1476 and encodes 262 amino acids. Gene Ontology annotation, biological process: positive regulation of T cell migration; apoptotic process; immune response. Gene Ontology annotation, molecular function: transmembrane signaling receptor activity; protein binding. The transcript has 10 exons. Gene Ontology annotation, cellular component: external side of plasma membrane; membrane. The record is from RefSeq and is a predicted model, not a curated record.